ACACUGAGAUGAAGCUGGCAGGGUCGUACGCUGGACGGCUGAGGCUGACAGUAUGGAGGCGCAAGUCCACACUACUAGGGGCGGCCAUGGCACUGGCACUGAUAGUACUGUGUCUACAGUACAAUGUUGCCAAGGAGGUGGUAGACGUUCCUCCAGCCCCCCAGAUGGAUGACUUGGGCAAUGACGCCCAUGCCAACAGUGUGCAGUUUGUGGCAAACUUGCCUGUCACAGGGGCAGCCUUGAGGAUGGAGGGUGCAGAGCUGGUGGACUCUGCCAAUGGAGACAUCAGUUAUGGCAAUAACCUCAUAUACUCAGGCUUGGAUGCAAAGUUCAACUAUGUUCCUCCGCAGAGACUGAUACACCUGGACCUCAAGGGAGCUCCUCCCAAGGUGUCGUACCUCAAGCGGUUGUUGGCCCUGGCCAGAGAGAUGGGUGCCACGGGUGUGUUGCUGGAGUGGGAGGAUAUGUUCCCCUGGUCCGACACCCUGUCUCCCCUCGCUGCCACCAACGCCUACACACGUCGCGAUGUCGAUGAGAUCGUGGAGGCUGCAAGAUCCGUCCACCUUGAGAUCAUUCCACUGGUCCAAACCUUUGGACAUGUUGAGUUUGCACUCAAGCACAAAGAGUUCUCCGGUCUGCGGGAAGUACCAGAUUCUCCUCAGGCCCUCUGUCCGUCUCUGAACGCUUCAGUUGAUUUUGUUUAUCACAUGAUUGAUCAGGUUAUGGCUGUACACAAUAACAUUCGGUUCAUCCAUAUAGGCUGUGAUGAAGUUUUCCAAAUGGGUGAAUGUUCUCGCUGUCGCACCCAGACUCGUGACAAUCUGUUCCUGACGCACGUGACAAAGGUCGCACGCUACGUGAGGUCCAAGUACACCAAUGUCGUGCCUCUGGUGUGGGACGAUAUGUUACGUCACCUGCCUCCCAUCAGCAUGGAACAGUCCAAGAUAGGCGAACUUGUAGAACCAAUGGUGUGGGUGUACGCAGAGGAUGUGUACAGGUUCGUCCCGACCAGUGUGUGGGAGAAGUACGCAGCAAUGUUCCCACGGGUCUGGGCCGCAAGUGCAUUCAAGGGAGCGUUUGGAGAGACAUUGUAUGUUCCCAAUGUAAAACGUCACUUGGAGAACAACCUGCGAUGGCUGCAAGUAAUGGCUGCGGAGGGACCAAAGUUUAAGGGGGGAUUCCAAGGGAUUGCCGUCACCGGCUGGCAGAGGUAUGACCACUUUGCCGUGCUGUGUGAGCUGAUGCCCUCAGCUGUGCCGUCCCUGGCUGUGAAUCUGUUGGCUACCAGUCACGGCUACUUCAACCAAAGUCUCCGGGCCAGACUGAGCUCUGGGCUGAGUUGUGGAGUCUUUGGUCCGCAACCUCAGCAGGACCGAGGUGUCUUUCUCAACCUCAACAACGACCCCUUCCUCUGGGACCAGUUCUCACGCUGUGCUUUCCCCGGACACAGCUUCUUCAAGCUGCUCUACAGGCUUAAUGGUCUGGAGCGUGAAGUCAACGAACUUUAUGUUUCGGUGAGACAGAGCAAGGGUUGGAUGACUGCUUACAACGUGAGGACCAACUUCACCAGUCCUCUAAGGAUAGACGAGUUGUUGGCAGACCAGCCGAGACUGUACCACUCUCUCACCACCCUGAUCCGCUCAGUCAAGGAUGCGCUGUCGGAGGUGUACGACGCCUACACAGUCGCUGAGUGGAUCGAACAGAAGCUGUACCCCAUGGUGCAGCAGCUGGAGGAGAUGCAGCGAGAUGCUACGAUGCUCAAGUCCUUCCGAGUGUGGCCCAAGAGGCCGUUCGCACCUCUGCGGGACCUAGAGAGAUUGGGAGUUCCCAUGCCCGACAAUGUCAUCCCUCCGCCUGGAUGAGUUUACUAAUGGCGUCAACGCCUCCUACAAACUCAUACUUAAUUAUGUAAAACUUGUGAAAAUACAAAGUGACAUAGUGGCCAGUACGUAUUGGCAAAAUAUGAUUGAUUUAUAGCAACAUUAUAAUCACGUCUAUUUUCAUCCAAAAGUUUGUAUUGUAUAGUAAAGUGUGCCUGGGACACUAAUUUGAAAAAAGUUUGGUUGAACAUUGAGGAUAAAAAAACAUGUGAUAUAAUGUUAUUACUGACUUGCAUGGCUGAUCUGUUUAGUUUUAUUUAUAACUGUAAAUAUUAGGGUAAUCUAAACUGACUUGGUACUAAGAUUUUUUUACUUUCUUUUUCAUACGAUCAUGAAACUAUGACUGUUUGUAGUGACUUGGCGAUUCUACGUGUUGUACAUUGAUGAUAUACAUAAGUGAUUGUAGAUAUCUCCAGCUCUCUGGAAAUGUGAUUUAAUAAUGCAGGUUUUAACUUUACAUUUAGGGCAUUUUAGUUUUACUGUAGUUUAAACCUUAUUUGUAGGGUAUACUAUAAAAUACACACGAAAUGUGCAUUGACAAAAAUACAAGUUUAAGGAUUGUAUCCUCGAAUUAUGUCAUAUACAGAGUUUUUAAAGUUUAUUGCAGUAUACAAUUUGUCUGGUUAAUUAGGGCUUUCAUAUAAUCUGUAUAAUUUGUUUUUACAGUUUUUGUUAGAAUUUGUGUAAUGUAUGUUUACUUGUUCAACGCCCAUAUUUCACAACCACGUUCACCUGGGUAUUUUUACAGAAAUAAUUUACCCAUAAUACAUAAGUCAAAAUAUUUAGUAUGAGACCUUGUCUCCUGAAAUCAAAACUCUGUAUCCCUGUAAUAAAACAAUUUGGGCUAAAACAUGUAUAAGUUUUGCAAUUAAUGCUAAGAAGAGACACCCCACCCCUAGAAAUGGUUGCCAAAGUAAUAAUCAGUAUUUCUGGUACUGUAAUAAUGUAGUCCAUAGUAAGUCAUAAAAUCUACGCCUUUCGUAUAAUUAAUUCUAUGCCCAGCAUUGUUGUGAGUUGAGUUUGGAUGGAUAAUAUUUAUUUGAAUUUAUUCAAUAAUAAUUCUGAGAACAGACCAUUCAAAAAUAUUACUAUAUAUAGUUUCUUUUUAACACACUACUUGUCCAUCAAUCAAAAUGAGUUAUUGUUUUUAUUUACGAAUUUAAUAUUGACAAGAAGUAAACUCAUUUUUUUGCCUAUUAUAAUUAAUUAUACUGUAUACAACUAUUUAAUACGUUUCAGUGUAUUUGAUUGUAAAAUUAUAACAAGCAUUAGUUAAAAUUAAUAUCUUUGAAAUCUACAUAAUUAUAAUUUUAAGAACCCAUGUUUAAAUACUUUUUAUAUUGUAAAAGCAGACAUAUUUUAUUUAAGAGGCUGUGAUUUUUAUUAAGUUGAAGUUAUUAAAAACUAACCGCUUUAGUUUCCGCCAAGGAAAGUUUUUAUAUUUUGUAUAUUUAAAAUAAUGUAUUUUAGUGAUAGCAUUAUUUUGUAGUAGUAUUGUGUUGAUAAAAAAAUGUACUUGAACCUACUCAAAAUGGAAUUAUACUAUAGAAUUAUUGUAGAAUUACUUUAAGUAAAUCAAUCAAUAUUGGAGUAAUGGUUUUGUCACCACUAGGUAAAAAUACAGUUGUUUCCUUGCCUUAUCAGGACCAAAGAUUAUUUUUGUUUCUUUUAAAGUAUCAAUUGCUAUGAAUAUUUGCUGGUAAUUACUAAUUACCAAUAAAAUCAGUUACAUAAAUGAAACCUUCAACUUGGCCUACCAAGUAAUUCAUUUGUCAUGUUGAUGCAAUACAACCUGUGCAUUUUGGUUUUAGUUGAAUUAAAAACGCUGUAGACUACAUAAUUGUUAAAUAAAUACCCAAUAUUCUGAUUUCUUAAUUGAUCUGCAUUUUUAUUAUAACACAUAAUAAUAAAAUUCAGGGACUAAUGUUAAAUUACUGUCAUGGUGAAUUUCGUUUAUACUAUUUCUAUUAUAUUCUGACCAGGGUCGGCUGUAUUAUAACAUGUACAGAUGGAUUGUGUAUAUUAGGUUACAUUCUAAUUUUAAUGUACAUAUUGCCACAAGCAAGCUGAUCAUGACUAGUUUAAUGAUAUUCCUGAAUGUUUUCUCUGGACAAAUUGAUAAAAUCUAUGUUCAUCUUUACUAUCUGAAUGUUUCCCAAAGAUGUGGCUUGUACACUCAGUUUUUUGCUAUCAACAAACGUCUCGUGAAGGCCCAUUCCUUGCGGAGAGUUAUAAAGUAAUGUCAUUUAUUUUAAUACAGUAUGACACAAUGUCAACUCAAUAAUUUAAUCUCUAGGUAGGGGUUACUUAAACAGUGACAUAAUUAUAUAUAACUUUCUGACUCCUUAUUACAUACCUUUUUUAUAUAGGUACACAGUACAGUAGACUCCCUCUUAUCUGGACACCUUUUAACCGGACAUCGGUUUAACUGGACUACACUCGACGGAAAUGACAUCUCUUUGACCGGAAAAUUUUUAUCAGCACAUUAGUUUAACCGGACUAUAUUGGCUGGUCAUGAGCGGUACUGAAACGACUGUUCUCGUGGGAAAGAUUUGAGACCAGUGAUGACAUGUCUAAAUACAAUGCUCUCCUAAAUUUAAGCCAAAUAUCACAGUAAACGGUCCGUUUUAACGAGUUUUUUGGGAUGUCAGCUUAACCGGAAAAACCGUUAUCCGGACUGGCCUCGGUCCCGAGGAGUCCAGAUAAGAGGGAGUCUACUGUUGAAAGAAUACCCGUACCAAUAUGUUUUAAGUGGCGACAUUAAUAUACUUCGUUUUACGGGUUCUCACCAGUGUCUGAGCCACCAAAACAGACUGAUAAUAUAGAUAAUCAUGUAAGAUUCAGACAAAUAUUACAGUUAAAAAAAAAUUUGAAACUUACUCAGAAAUUAUAUUCUGAAAUACAGACAUCUAAGGAAGCAAAGAUACAGCUGUUCCAAUAUACAAGAAUUGUCAUGUAAAUGAUCCCUAAUGUGUUGUAAACUAUCCCCUCCCAUGAAUAGGCUCAAAAGAAACAUUAAACUUAAAUUUAGCCUAACCUAAAUGUUUUUCUUUUGCUAUAUUCAAUUGGGUAAUUGCGUUUUUUUAAGUAUACAGUAGUGUACAAUUAAUUUUACCGCCCUUAAUAUUUUUAAAAAUUGUUCUUUGGUUAAUAUUUUAUAUACGUUUUUUGUAAGUUAUGUUUCCAGUGUUGAUAGCUUCAAACUGAGUCAAUCAAAAGAGUGUUCUCUGCAGUGUUUCAGUAGAUAUUUUUCCACUUGAUAUGUUGACAUUUAACUCAAUGUUUAGUUAACAAUAAAUGAGAUUAGACAA
This is a messenger RNA of Macrosteles quadrilineatus (aster leafhopper), 5191 nucleotides long. Its product is annotated as hexosaminidase D-like. Gene Ontology annotation, biological process: carbohydrate metabolic process. The transcript is spliced from 7 exons. Lineage: Eukaryota; Metazoa; Arthropoda; Insecta; Hemiptera; Cicadellidae. Gene Ontology annotation, molecular function: hexosaminidase activity. Bases 9 to 1862 code for a protein of 617 amino acids. The record is from RefSeq and is a predicted model, not a curated record.